UUUUGAUCACUUGACCAUUACUCACAACGCCACCUAGCAUCAAGAUUAAGCAAUACCCCUAAAAGAAGAGGACAAGAGAAGAUCGUUUUUAGUUUCCUAACGAAGAAGUAUCAAAUUUGAUCAUGUCUGGAAAAGGUUAUCCAACACAGCCUUCCUACCCAACACAGCCUUCCUACCCAAGACAGCCUUCCUACCCAACACAGCAGUCUGCUGGAUACCCCCAACAGUACCCACAGCAGCAAAUGUUGCCUCAGGCCUAUUCUCUGGGCCCACAGCCUCAGGCAUACAGUCAACCAAUGCAGCCUCCACCUUAUGCAGCUGCUCCGCCUCCAGCCUACACAGCUGUAGCAACAAACCCGAUGCCAGAGCAAUAUGGUGGGCAGAUCCCAGCCCCUGCCAGGUACUACCAACAGCCCCAACAGACAGUGCAAAUGGGUGCAAUCUUUGACAACGGCUGUAGAUUUGAUGGAAUAGCCCAACCCAAUAUUCCUCCAGCACCUCCUGGUUACCUCCCCAAUCGGGCCCAGAUGGCUGCGUCGCAGGGUCACAUAGUUCAGGGAAGUCAGCGUAACACAGGAUUUUUUGAUGGCGGUUCUGGUGGAGGUUUCACCUGGUAGAAGACUGAAGGGGCAAAUGGUCGGUCAUCAAAAUCCAAGGCACUUCGAUUGAACAAUGUUAUGGAGGUGUUGGACUACUAAGAAGUGACUUCCUGUGGGUAUAGAAAAAAAUCUUCUCAGCUGAUUAUCAAUGUAUUGUAAAGUUCAGAGGUAUAUUUCAAAAGCAUUAAAGAUAAUUUCGUUUUUUAAGAUGCAUUAAAAAGUUUUAGAAAAUAUUUUUGAGUGUACAAUAGAAAUUUGUAUUUCAAAAUUAUUCUACAAAUAUGAAAAAUUAAAGCACUAGUGGUGGAUAUGGACAUCAUUCUGCUAUUCUGUCAUAUCCUGUAUAAGCCUUUUAACAGAGAAAUAAGAAAGUAUAGGUAAAAGUAACCAAGUUAAGGUGAAGAAUAAUGGUCAUUUCCAUUAACAGUGCCAUAACGUAUAUAGGAUUUGUAGAAGAUGUAGUCAUGCUGCUGUAUUCUGUGAUUGUACCUCUAACAGUAUAAACAAUUCAUACCUGGGAUCUGUUCAUUACCUUCAAAUAUAUCAAUAUACAUUCUGUCUUGGACCAUAAUUUCACAUAUUUCAUAAUUUUGUAAAAUUAACAAAUUUCAUAAAUAAGAAUGCAAUUUUAGUUUUCUGUUUAGAAUUUAUGAACCUUUUUUUUUUGGAAAAAAAAUCACAAACUAAAUGAUCAUUUGUUGCUGGGGGGUUUUCUCAAAAA
Mizuhopecten yessoensis (Yesso scallop) is the source of this 1320-nucleotide messenger RNA. Its product is annotated as DAZ-associated protein 2-like. The transcript is spliced from 5 exons. The record is from RefSeq and is a predicted model, not a curated record. Lineage: Eukaryota; Metazoa; Mollusca; Bivalvia; Pectinida; Pectinidae. Bases 123 to 617 code for a protein of 164 amino acids.